GUUACUUACCGACAUUGACACUUAAAAUUGAAAGGAAAUUAGGAUAAUUUCAUUUAAUAUAUUUCUGCAAGUUGUUGCUCCGGGAAAUAAAUAAAAAGGUAGAUAUGUUAUGUAGACCGUUCAUUCUUUUCACAAUGGCUGCUGCUUUUACAUCAUUUUGUUUUUGGUUGUUUUCGUGCCUGUCUGUAAUUUCCCUGGCCAGGGCUGAAGAUCCUGACCAAUUCAUUUACAAUGGCUUCCGUGAUGCUAAUUUGCACCUUGAUGGGAAUGCCAAAAUCCACCCUACUGGUCGAUUGCAGCUCACCAACAUCACAAAACAACUAGUCGGUCAUGCUUUCCACCCAUCUCCGAUAAACUUCAACGCUUCAUCCCCAAGUUCAGUUCGAUCUCUUUCAUUCUCCACGAACUUUGUAAUCGCCAUGGUUCCUGAAUUGAAAAGUGCUAGUGGACACGGCCUUGCCUUUGUCAUCUCACAAUCUACGGAUUUCAGCCGUGCGGAGGCAGUUCAAUAUCUGGGACUCUUUAGUGCUACAAACAAUGGCAAUUCUGCAAAUCACAUCUUCGCAGUUGAGUUUGAUACUAUCCAGAGUCUUGACAUGAAGGAUAUAGAUAACAAUCAUGUGGGAAUUGAUGUGAAUAGCGUGAUAUCCAACCGAUCCAUACCAGCAGCAUAUUUUUCCAAUAAAGAAAGGAAGAAUAAAAGCUUGAAUCUCAUCAGUGGAGAUCCAAUACAGGUUUGGAUAGACUACAGUGAUGGAGAAAAACUACUCAAUGUAACCUUGGCACCAACGACAAGCCCAAAACCAUACCAGCCUCUCUUGUCAACAUCAAUCGAUCUCACUGGUAUUCUACUUGACACUAUGUAUGUUGGUUUCUCGGCAGCAACAGGUACAAUUGCAAAUAACAAACAUUAUAUUCUGGGAUGGAGCUUCAACAGAAGUGGACAAGCACAAAGCCUUGACAUAUCAGGGCUUCCAAAACUUCCCAAAGUUGGAGGAAGAACAAAAACAGUACUUCGAUUGAUUAUGAUCAUAGCAGCUGCGCUUUUGCUGUUAAUAAUCACUGGAGCAACAUAUGUUUACAGGAAGAAGAAAUAUGAAGAAAUAAAUGAAGACUGGGAAAAGGAGUAUGGACCUCAAAGGUUCUCUUACAAGACUCUCUACAAAGCAACCAAAGGCUUCAAAGACAAACAACUUCUUGGAUCUGGAGGUUUUGGAAAGGUAUAUAAAGGUACCCUCCCUUUUUCUGAUGAAGAAAUAGCGGUCAAGAAAGUAUCCCAUGAAUCAGAUCAGGGGAUGAAGGAAUUUGUCUCUGAGAUUGUUAGCAUGGGAAGGCUAAGGCAUAGGAAUUUGGUGCGGCUUCGUGGCUAUUGCAGGCGAAAGAAAGAACUCCUUUUGGUCUAUGAUUAUAUGGCAAAUGGAAGCCUUGACAAAUUCCUCUUCAACGAUGACAAUCCAAACCUUAAUUGGUCUCAAAGGUUUCAAAUCAUCAGAGGGGUGGCAGAUGCUCUUCUUUAUCUCCAUGAAGGAUGGGAACAAGUUGUUCUCCAUAGAGAUAUCAAAGCUAGCAAUGUUCUUUUAGAUUCCAAUCUAAAUGGACGGCUAGGAGAUUUUGGCCUUGCUAGAUUGUAUGAUCGUGAUGGUGAUCCACAAACCACACGCCUAGUAGGGACUUUAGGAUAUCUGGAUCCCGAACUUGCCAGAACUGGGAAGGCUACUGAAACUGCUGAUGUCUUUGCUUUCGGGGCUUUUCUGCUAGAGGUGGCUUGUGGGAGGAAGCCUUUUGAUCCUAACCUACAUCCCGAAGACAUUUUUCUAGUUGACUUGGUCGGUAGGUGCUGGAAAAGAGGUAUUAUACUUGAUGCUAGUGAUCCUAGAUUACAAGGUAAUUAUGUGGUGGAAGAGAUGGAGAAAGUUUUGAAACUAGGCCUGCUUUGCUCCAAUUCCAGGCCAGAUCUGAGACCUACCAUUAAGGAAGUGGAGCAGUAUCUUGUUGGCAAUGCCAGUUUGCCUGAUAUACAUCUUGACAGUGCCCAAAAUAGACCAUCUUCUAUCCUCGAAACUUUAUCACUUGAUCACAGCACUGAAACAAACACGUCCAUGGCAAACAACUCGGAAUCUAAUUGUAUAAUUUCUUGUUCUUCAUCUGUUGAGAGGGGCGUUUCUCUGAAUUCCUUGUCGAGUACGGAGACAGUUCUCCGUAUAGGUCGCUGAGGCAUCCAUUUUUCUUGUCAAAGCUUUAGACACCUCAAAACGUUAACAGAUAAAGCUUAGUGGAAGGGUGGAGAGCUGAAGGAAGAAUUGUAAAUGUUGUACAUUGUAAUAACUUAUUCCUUCUUUUUGAAAUUUUAGAACUGAUUUUUUUCAUGUAUGUUAUCUUAAAUUGUUUCAUGGAAUCCUUUCACAACGUUCUAAUUUCCUCAAUUUAAUGACAGUAGUAAAGAAACAUCAAUUUUAUCCACCCUCGAACAACAAAAUCUUCCCAGUUAAACUCUACACCUAGAAAGCUAAAAAUUUCAUGAAUUCAACAGUCAAUGCUAGGCAACUGACCUACUUUGGGUCAAAUUUUGUUCCACAAGUCGAUUACUAUUAACCAUUAAGAAUUGUCAUUACCCCUGGGAAUAACAUGGAAAACGUGUCUCAAAAAAGGUAAAUUAGCGGCGGUCUAAGUCCACUUAGGAAUUUCCCCAUUAAAAAAGGGGAAAAGAAUGAGCUUUACUUCAUCUCACUUGACUGACAAAUGAAUAAUCAACAUGUAGAAUUAGUGGCGGUCCAAGUUCACUCAUAAA
Durio zibethinus is the source of this 2788-nucleotide messenger RNA. Lineage: Eukaryota; Viridiplantae; Streptophyta; Magnoliopsida; Malvales; Malvaceae. The record is from RefSeq and is a predicted model, not a curated record.